AUGUCAAAGUGGUCACUCUCUCAAACCAUCACCAAUGAACAAAAACUCUUUGCUUGCCCAUCAAGUGUAGCCCUUUCCCAUCGCUAUAACAAACUUUUUGUUGCUACCUACGAUGAUAUUGAAUGUUGGAUGAAUAAUUGUUGCAUUCAAGUAUUUGAUAUUAAAAAGAAUGGAGAAGAAACAACCUAUUCCUAUCAGGGAAGAAUGCUCAUUCCGGCCAAUCCAAACAAUUUACUUCUUGUCAGUGAUGAUAAUGAUGAUUCUCUUCUUGUCAGUUGUAGUGCAAGAAAUGCUUUGUUGAGAUUUCAAGUUUCUGAUUUAUUGGAAAAUGCUGUUGAUGAUGAUGACUAUUCAACUCAACCUAUUUGGAGAGUUGAAAGUAAAUUUGGAUAUCCAUGUGGAAUGGCUGAGGCAACAGAUGAAAAUGGUGAGAAGAUUAUUUUUGUUUGUGAUGAAAGCAAGAAUAGAAUUGCAAUUCUUUCAUUUAAGGAUGGAAAAAUUAUGAGAUCACUAUAUGGACAACUCAAUGAAAUAGAAAGUUCAGAAGGUAAAGGUGAUGAUGAAACAGAAACUCCGCAGGAAGUUGAAAAUUCGGAGCCAGUAGAAACUGCUGAAACUAGUUCAGAAGAAAUUCCUCAAGCUGAAAACAAAUCAGAUGAAGAAGAGUUACCAACAAAUAGAUAUUCAUUCACAAAAAUUGCAUCUGUUUCAGUCAAUCAGAAUGGUAGCCAGUACACUAUUAUUGUCUCAGGAUAUAGAACUAGUCACAAAAUUAUUUUGAAUGGCUUAAUGUCAACUGAGAUUAUUGAAACUGAAUUGAAAAGUUGUGGAACUCACUCAACUUUGGAUAGCUUGAAAAAUCAACAAAUAUUUGUUGGCUGUUCCAGUAAUGAAGUUAGUAUUCUUGAUUUGGAAAGCGAACAAGUGGUAUUUACUACAAAUGAAUUUAAUCUUGAUCGUCCUGUUCACGUAUUGUUAGAUAAUACUACCAGAACAUUAUUCAUUGUAAAUGAUAAUUGUCCAAGUAUUACAAUUUUAACAGAAAGAGUUGAAUGA
Molecule: messenger RNA, 1056 nt
Organism: Naegleria gruberi
Lineage: Eukaryota; Heterolobosea; Eutetramitea; Acrasida; Naegleriidae
Exons: 1
Coding region: 1-1056 (351 amino acids)
Source: RefSeq, a predicted model, not a curated record